AGCCCUACUAGAAAUCAGAUCGAGUUCCACACGGCUGCGAAGAUGCACCCAGCAAUCAUCGUUGUCUUGGUUAUUGGCGCACUGUCGGAGAUGUGGGUUGUUUUUGCGGUCUCGUACGCUGCUUUGCAGAGGGAUGAUGGUCGUGGAUACUACCGGAGGGUAACGGAUGCCCUGAGAUUCAAGCUGUAG
Messenger RNA from Cucurbitaria berberidis CBS 394.84, 189 nucleotides. RefSeq lists its product as uncharacterized. Lineage: Eukaryota; Fungi; Ascomycota; Dothideomycetes; Pleosporales; Cucurbitariaceae. The transcript has a single exon. The record is from RefSeq and is a predicted model, not a curated record. The annotation marks the transcript as partial.